AUGAUAAAUUAGCUUCUAUAAUUUGGAUUAUUUAAAAGGCCUAAAAGUGAUCAUGGAAAAAUAAAUAGAUGCACCACAAUAGAUGUUACUCCGAUUGACUUAUAAUUGUUUUAAAAUAAUUUACUUUUUCUUGCUGACAAUGGGAUUUAUGAUGAAAAAUAGUCGCUUCUAUAUUCCUAAAAUAAUAGCUAUGCAAUGUUUGCAAAUGAAAAUUAUUUAUAUCUAGCACAUGACAAUAACAUUGAUAUCUUAAGCAAUUGGAAUAUUAUAAAAACCAUUUUGCUGCCUAAAGGAUUGAUCAUUUAUGAUUUUAUAGUAGUUCAUAACAAUGUUUACAUUACUAUAGAUUAUUAAGUUUCUGAUUUACUCGGCUUUUAUUUUUAGUCUAAGAGUUUUUCAUUAUUAAAAUGUGAUUUUGAAGGGAAUUGUGAAUUUGUGUAUGAGAUAAGUGGUGUUCAUUUAAGUGGAAUUGAAUGGUUUAAUGAUAAAAUUUAUAUUGCAGAUACAUUUUCAAAAACACUAAAUGUUUAUGAUAUGAACUAUAAUUAACUUUAAACUUUUCAGUUGGAAGAUGGGCCCAAAAGAAUAAUAAGAAUAGUAGAUAAAUUAUAUUUUACAGCAAUUCCAAAACUACUUGAGUUGCUAACACUACCAAAAUUCACUAGUUUAUAUUAAUAUGAUGAUAUAGAAGAAUUAUAAAAAUUAGUAACUUUUGAAAAUUUUUAUUAUGUUGGGGUGCAUUACAAAGAAGAAAUAAUAAUGGGUAAUCGCAUUUGUUUUUGA
Paramecium tetraurelia is the source of this 783-nucleotide messenger RNA. RefSeq lists its product as uncharacterized. The transcript has a single exon. The record is from RefSeq and is a predicted model, not a curated record. Lineage: Eukaryota; Ciliophora; Oligohymenophorea; Peniculida; Parameciidae.